This is a messenger RNA of Rhodofomes roseus, 915 nucleotides long. Its product is annotated as ribosome biogenesis protein BRX1. Gene Ontology annotation, biological process: rRNA processing; ribosomal large subunit assembly. The coding region runs from base 1 to 915 and encodes 304 amino acids. The transcript has 5 exons. The record is from RefSeq and is a predicted model, not a curated record. NCBI's taxonomy places the organism in Eukaryota, Fungi, Basidiomycota, Agaricomycetes, Polyporales, Fomitopsidaceae. Gene Ontology annotation, molecular function: rRNA binding. Gene Ontology annotation, cellular component: nucleolus.
AUGGCUUCGCUCCAGAAAACGCAAAAAGCAAAUGCUGCCAAGGCUGAUGCAAAGGGCAAGGGAAAGCGGAAGGCAGAGGAGAUUGUGGGUGCAGACGAGGAGAUGCAAGCUCCUGCGCCGAAGAAGAUGAAGAACAAGCAGCGGGUCCUCCUGCUGUCAUCCCGGGGCAUCACACAUCGCAUGCGGCACCUAAUGAAUGAUAUUGAGGCUCUCCUACCGCACGUUAAGAAAGAUUCAAAACUCGACUCCAAGAACAACCUACACCUCCUACCCGAGCUCGCGGACCUAAACAACUGCAACAAUACUCUGUAUUUUGAGGCGCGGCGGCACGAGGACCUCUAUCUCUGGGCAGCGAAGACACCAAACGGUCCGAGCAUCAAGAUGCACGUUCAGAACGUGCACACGAUGGACGAGCUCAAGAUGACAGGCAACUGUCUGAAGGGAAGCAGGGGAAUCGUAAGCUUUGACAAGACGUUUGACGAAAGCGAGUGGGGGAGGUUGACGAAGGAGGUGUUCACACACAUUUUCGGCGUGCCAGCGCAAGCGCGGAAAGCGAAGCCGUUUAUUGACCAUAUCCUCACCUUCACCAUUCUCGACAACAAGAUCUGGUUCCGUAACUUCCAGAUCAUCGAAAAAGACCCACUACAACCCAACGGCCCCCCUCAGACGACCAUGAUUGAGGUUGGCCCGCGCUUCGUGCUUACGCCGAUUCGAAUAUUCGAGGGUGCCUUCAGCGGCGCAACCGUAUAUUCGAACCCAGAGUUCAUCUCCCCGGCUGCCGUGCGGUCCGCGCUCAAGCGGGAGAAGGGCGACAAGUACGGCAAGCGGAAGACGGCGGAGGUGGAGAGGGCGGAGCGGAUGGAGACGCGUAAACGGGACGAGGACGAGCUUGCUGUGUCGAAGGUCUUUGCGUAG